This is a messenger RNA of Exophiala viscosa, 1135 nucleotides long. RefSeq names its product ribosomal protein S8e/ribosomal biogenesis NSA2. The record is from RefSeq and is a predicted model, not a curated record. The transcript has 2 exons. Gene Ontology annotation, biological process: translation; maturation of SSU-rRNA from tricistronic rRNA transcript (SSU-rRNA, 5.8S rRNA, LSU-rRNA). The coding region runs from base 225 to 830 and encodes 201 amino acids. Gene Ontology annotation, cellular component: cytosolic small ribosomal subunit; ribosome. Gene Ontology annotation, molecular function: structural constituent of ribosome. Lineage: Eukaryota; Fungi; Ascomycota; Eurotiomycetes; Chaetothyriales; Herpotrichiellaceae.
GUGGUGUUGGAAUAAUUGCUGGCGUAGGGCAGUCACGAUCGUGGGCUUGGCACGCGCCUCAGCAUCCGAGUGGAAGGAAGCGACCCAUAUUUUUGCCAAGAAUUCGCUCCAACUCACACAUCGAAAAUUGAUCCUCGUCGAAGCCGCGAACCGCAGGGCACUUUCAACCUUCAAUCGUCAACAUCGAAAUACUCAUCUGCACACCGAAGUGCUAAGUUGCAAUCAUGGGUAUCUCACGAGACAGCCGUCACAAGCGGUCGGCAACUGGUGCGAAGCGUGCAUACUACCGCAAGAAGAGAGCGUUCGAGAAGGGUCGUCAACCAGCCAACACCCGUAUCGGCAACAAGAGAAUUCACCUUGUCCGCACUCGAGGCGGUAACACCAAGUACCGAGCCCUGCGCCUUGAGAGCGGUAACUUCAGCUGGGGAAGUGAGGGAAUCGCCCGCAAAGUCCGUGUCAUUGUCGUCGCCUACCACCCUUCCAACAACGAACUCGUCCGUACCAACACCCUGACCAAAUCGGCCGUCGUGCAAAUCGAUGCCGCUCCUUUCCGACAAUGGUAUGAAGCUCACUACGGUACCGCCCUUGGCCGAAGACGACAAGGCCAGAAGGCCGAGACCGAGGACAAGAAGGUCAGCAAGAGCGUGCAGGCCAAGCGAGAGGAGCGAUUGAAGAAGUCCGGCAAGGUUGAGGCUCCCUUGGAGAGACAAUUUGAGGCCGGUCGAUUGUACGCUGUCAUCAGCUCAAGACCCGGUCAGAGCGGUCGCUGCGACGGCUACGUCCUUGAGGGUGAUGAGCUGGCAUUCUACCAGAGAAACAUGAGGAAGUAGAUGCAGAUGGAAGAUGGAUUGCUCCUGACGAUUACCAACUGCUGGGGAUGGAGUGUGUCAAAUGCAGAGGUUCGGUGUGGCAGAUUCUGCGCAAGCAUCCAAAUGGUGUGUCUUUGGAGCAUUGCAGACAGGCUGCUGGUCGACCUCUUACCAAUGCUAGUCUUUGCUGAAGACUCGUUGCCGUGGGCAUGUCGAAAAGGCGCAAAAUGAGUCAGUCCAUGUGGGCAAAGCCUACAGAAUUAGGCGAACCUACAGGGCUAGAGAAAUUUCAAUCAACAAUGUGAUAUUCAAGCUGUUCAUGCUAU